This is a messenger RNA of Macrobrachium nipponense, 387 nucleotides long. RefSeq names its product fucolectin-4-like. Lineage: Eukaryota; Metazoa; Arthropoda; Malacostraca; Decapoda; Palaemonidae. The coding region runs from base 1 to 387 and encodes 128 amino acids. The transcript has a single exon. The record is from RefSeq and is a predicted model, not a curated record.
AUGUCAUCAGUAUCGAAUUCGAAUUCUUCUGAAUCUCACGGCACCAAUGGGUAUUUCUGCUAUGGAUAUGAUUCCUGCAGCAUCACCGGUCCUUUGAAUACCCCCUGGUGGAAGGCUGAUCUCCAGAACUCGUAUUUUGUGUCUACUCUCAUCGUGAAACCGAGAGACGACGGCUACGACUUCAGCAACAUAGAGAUACGAUUUGGGAAUUCGCCUACGAUCAGCCAGAACCCAAUACUUGCCACCUACCUGGGAUCGACACCUCCUGCUGGAACUGUCCUGACUUUUAAGGCUCCACACCCAAUGGAAGGAAGGUACCUCUCUAUCCAGACAUUUACGUUCCCAUUCGCUGUUGGUAUGUGUGAAGUGCAGAUCAUUGAGGCCUAA